Messenger RNA from Bombina bombina (fire-bellied toad), 1086 nucleotides. Its product is annotated as GATA zinc finger domain-containing protein 14-like. The transcript has a single exon. NCBI's taxonomy places the organism in Eukaryota, Metazoa, Chordata, Amphibia, Anura, Bombinatoridae. Bases 1 to 1086 code for a protein of 361 amino acids. The record is from RefSeq and is a predicted model, not a curated record.
AUGGUACAAAAUGAUGAGAAAUAUGAGGGCCUGAACCAGUUGGUUCUAGAUAGGAUUGAUAAAUAUGAACAAGAUAUUAUCAAUUUAAAAAAUAAGAAGUUAGCUAGAGACAAUGAAGACUACAAACAGGGUGUUGUCUAUACUUAUAUGAAAAAAACACCUCAAGAAAAUUAUAACAGUACUAAUUUAAGAGAAGAUAAUAGAACUAAUCAAACACCUAGACUAACCCAAUCACAUAAUACAUCUGAAUGGACCAUAGUGGACAGAUCUCGUAAUAGACAUAAAAAUAACACUGAUCGUAAUUACUAUAACGGUGGUUCCAAUAAUUAUUAUCACAAACCAAGAGAACAUUAUCAUAAAGAUAACCCAAACCCUAAUUAUAUAUCUAACAAUGGUGGGUAUCAUAAUAGGUACCAUUCCCGUGAAGAAUAUAAUAGAGAACCAAGAUACCAUACAUAUCAAGAUAAAAAUAUGGAAUAUAAUAGAUAUGAAUCUAAUAAUAGAUUCACUACCUUGAGAGAUAACUCUCCUGGUAGUCAUAAUAUCUCACAUAAUUCGAGAUCUGAAUAUGAGCAUGGCCCUAGAUACUCCAAUCAUUACUCCAACCGAUCUGUAUAUAAUAAUAAUAAUAAUAAUCGUUCUAAUCACAAACAGAAUGGUCAGUAUCAGAAACAUACUUCAGAACAUCACCCAUAUACGAAUAGACGUCUAAAUCAUCAGAAUUCCCCAUCAUAUUCUAAUUAUCAUUCCAAUCCCACUCCUCAGUAUUCACACUCUGAUACACGACCCCACCAUAGACAGGACGAACACCCGUCGGAUACUAGACCAGGACCCAGACUAGAUGACUUGUCAGCGAAUCAACCAUCGACAUCAGCCAACUUUGAUUCUUUUAGAAGGGCAAGCGAAAGCUAUGACCAGUCUUUUUUAGACAGGCGUCCUACACCCAGAUUGCACCAACCGAAAAUAGCAGAGUUCCUGCAACCAAUAGUCACAAACACUCCAAACCAGAGAGGGAAAAGGGCUCACGAAGACGGGGAAAUAGGGGACGAAAAUCAACCCUCAAAAAGAGUAGACUUCAGAAACUAG